Molecule: messenger RNA, 1311 nt
Organism: Cokeromyces recurvatus
Lineage: Eukaryota; Fungi; Mucoromycota; Mucoromycetes; Mucorales; Mucoraceae
Exons: 5
Coding region: 208-1311 (367 amino acids)
Source: RefSeq, a predicted model, not a curated record
UUUUCUUAUUUAUUAGAAAAAUAUAGUACAUAUAUAAUUUUUUAUUUAUAAUUCAAAUAGUUACUUAAUAUAGCAAACAUAAAAUAAGAUUCAAACAAAAUAAAGGUUUCAAGUAUAAACGAUAAAAGUCCUUUUUUUUUUAGUUUUAAAACUUUUAUAUACCUUUUUCUCUUCUUAAAACUUUUUCAUAAUUAUAAUUACUGUUAAAUGGGGCAAUCACCAUCUUCAUCAGUUGCAACAUCAACAAGACAUGACAAUGCUUCGACUCGUACUUUACAUUCAACAUCCAUAAAUUCUCAUCGACCUUUAUCUUUUUUAGAAGAAUCUCCAACAGACUUCAUUCAAUAUAGAGUUCAUACUUCUGCUUCUUCUAUUACUUCUUCCGUUCGUCGUGCAACACAAGAAGCUACUCAAGCAGCAGCUGCGGCCACUGGACCUCCUAACCUGCACAAUUUUUUACAACAGUCAUUAAAUGAAAGUAGUCGAAAUAGUAUUGUAUCUUCUUCAGAAUCAACAAAUGCAAGUUUUUUUAAUGACUUACUUUCUUCAGCAAAUAAUUCAUCUUUAAGAUAUUUACAAAUACCUAUUCUUAUGCAAGAAAUUAAUCAUGUUAAUGACGGUGCUUCAAUUCAUACAAAUACAUCUUCUACAACUACAAGGACAUCAAGAAGAAUGCAUAUUCUUGUUAUUGAAUAUCGGUCUAAUAAUAAUAAUAAUAAUAACACAAUGACCUCAUCACCGUCAACAACAACUUCACAACGACCCUUACAUAGAUUCUUGGGUCUAAGAAGACCGAGAUCUGAAAUAUCUACUACUUCUUCAACAGAUACCAUUCAAUCCAUGUCUAUUUCAAUAAAUUCUUCUCAAACUAACUUUACAAGACAAACUACUGCAAUAUUAAAUCAACAACAAUCACAAGAUGGACAAUGGAUUAUGUAUAUACUAAACAAUAAUAAUAACACUGCUGCUGCUGCUGCUGCUGCUAUUGCCAACAAUACAGCAUUACAGGCCUUUUCUGUUUCACUUGAAGAGAAUCCAACUUAUGAGGAUCUUUUAAGACUAAGUAAUAUUUUAGGACCUGCACGACCGAAUACAACUACGCAAGCAGCUGUUGAUGAAAUAAUACCUGUCGUAGACUGGUCAGAUGAUACCAAAAAGGAAUUAAAACAUGUUCAAUGUUUAGUUUGUCUUGAUGAAUUUACACUUAAACAGCCUAUAGAUGGUUAUGUGAAGCACACAAUUCAUGCCCUAAUACUCAUAUUGAUUAUAGGUACAAUAAGUAACUUAAAACAUAAUUACUGCUUCAAGUAA